UUGAAUAUCUAUUUUAAGUUUUUAUUUUUAUCACAUCGCUAUUUUUAUUUCUAUUACAUAUAAUAUUUAUUUAAUAUGAACGACAGUAAUUUUCCUUUUCCACCAAGAAGUUCUCCUCAGAAUGCGAGAGAAGCUCAAGCGUUAUAUGAUCGUAUAAGAAAAACAGCUUUACUAUUGGAUUCACUCCCUUUAAAUGGAAUUAACUUGCCAUUUGGUUUGGAGUCAAUAAUAGGUUUUAUUAUACCGACGAUUGGUGAUUUUGUCGGAUUAAUUUUAGGACUAUAUCAAAUUUAUUUGAUAAGUUUCUUCGAUGUGCCGUUACCUCUUUUAUUAAAAAUGUUUAUGCAUGUUUUAAUUGACUGCAUUAUCGGAAUUAUACCCGUCGUUGGCGAUGUUAUCGAUGUCUUUUAUAAAGCAAAUAUUUACAAUUUGAAUAUUCUCGAGACUUGGUUAAGACAAAAAUACGGAAGUAACAUAAGGAUUUAUGAUAAAUAACGGAACUAGUCACUCAGACCUGUCUCCUCUAUUUACUUUUAUUUUGAAUAAAAAAAUAUAUUCAAAUUAAUUAUCAAAAAUACCAUAACAUUUUCAUAUUCGCCAUGCUUCGUCUUGAUUCAUCGCCUCCAUCGCGCUUUUAUAACCACCAUUUUUUGCUAAUGCCCUCUUCUUAAACCCCACAAUUGCAUUGUAAUAAUCAUAUUGAUCGCUAUCUUUUUUUGGUCGGCUUAAUUUUUUCGCAGUCAAUAAUUUAUCCGCGAUAUAAUGAAGCCAAAACACGUUAGUCUUUGGCCAAAAAGACUUCCAAUCGCCCUUAGACUCCUCUCGCAUCAUACGGUAUAUAUCAAAUUGAUAAUCGCCU
This is a messenger RNA of Rhizophagus irregularis DAOM 181602=DAOM 197198, 859 nucleotides long. RefSeq lists its product as uncharacterized. The record is from RefSeq and is a predicted model, not a curated record. Lineage: Eukaryota; Fungi; Glomeromycota; Glomeromycetes; Glomerales; Glomeraceae.